GAACGCUCUGAGGAAGGUGCAAGUGACAGCAGCAGGACCCAUCCUGAGAAGGCAGGAACAGGCAGUAAGGGAAAGUGAAUAGGAAAGUGACAGAGGUGAAAUGAAGCAGAGAAAUGGGAUAGCGCAGGAGAAGCAGCCAGGGACAGCAGGGCUGAGGAGGCUAAACAGAGUGGCAACCCCACCUAAAAAGAUAAGCAUCCUCUCAGGGUUAAUACUUCCUGUGCUGUGUGAGCAAAGGGCUACAACUUUUGACUACAGGUACAAGGUGAAUUAAUCCGUUUGGAACCCAGCAAAUCUCUUCCUCCCACCCACCAAUUCUUCUAGCCUACGUCUCUUUACCAAUAAAGAGAAAAACAGACAAAGCUCGAAUACCUCUCAAGACGAACGAACCGAGCCUGUUUCUUUGCAUUGCUGGGGUUUAUGCUGGAUUACUGAAGCGGAUUUGAGGAAAAGGAGAAUAUUACUGCAAUCCAGAACAAGUAGCUAGGGUUGCCUGAAUGCACUCAGAUUUCUGGUUCAGAACUGUAACUAGCUGCACCCGGGAAGACAGAGAAAGAGGACACCGUAAUAAUCUCAGCGCUACAGAUACAAUCGCAAUAUUUAAAAAGUUGUCCGUCUACUGAUCUUUCGCUACACAGUGCGGGAAGAGCCAAGAUUUGGAACAACUCCCCUGGCCAUGCUGGCUGCGACCUGCAAUAAGAUCGGGAACACCAGCCCUCUGACCACUUUACCCGAGUCCAGCGCCUUCGCCAAGGGAGGCUUUCACCCCUGGAAACGCUCCACCUCCAGCUGUAACCUGGGCUCCAGUCUCUCGGGCUUCACGGUGGCCACUAGCCGGGGCUCCAGCGGACUGGCCAGCGGCACGGGCACAGCCAACAGUGCCUUCUGCCUGGCCUCCACCUCGCCCACCUCCUCGGCCUUCAGCAGCGACUACAGCGGCCUCUUCUCCAACUCGGCGGCGGCGGGCGUGUCCCCGCAGGAGCCCGGCGGCCAGUCGGCCUUCAUCUCCAAAGUGCACAGCUCUGCGGCCGAGAGCCUGUACCCGCGGGUGGGCAUGGCGCACCCCUACGAAUCGUGGUACAAGUCGGGCUUCCACUCCACCCUGGCCGCGGGGGAGGUGGCCAACGGGGCGGCCUCUUCGUGGUGGGACGUGCACACCAACCCGGGCUCCUGGCUGGAGGUGCAGAACCCCGCCGGGGGGCUCCAGAGCUCGCUGCACUCGGGCGCCCCCCAGGCCUCGCUGCACUCCCAGCUGGGCACCUACAACCCCGACUUCAGCUCGCUCACCCACUCCGCCUUCAGCUCCACGGGCCUGGGCUCCACGGCCGCCUCGCAUCUGCUCUCCACCAGCCAGCACCUGCUGACCCAGGAGGGCUUCAAGCCCGUGCUGCCCUCCUACACGGACUCCAGCGCGGCGGUGGCCGCAGCCAGCGCCAUGAUCACGGGCGCCGCGGCCGCCGCAGCCGGGGGAGGCUCAGCCCGCUCCGCCCGCAGGUACUCGGGCCGGGCCACCUGCGACUGCCCCAACUGCCAGGAGGCGGAGAGGCUGGGGCCGGCCGGGGCCAGCCUGCGGCGCAAGGGGCUGCACAGCUGCCACAUCCCGGGCUGCGGCAAGGUCUACGGCAAGACCUCGCACCUGAAGGCGCAUCUGCGCUGGCACACGGGCGAGCGGCCCUUCGUCUGCAACUGGCUCUUCUGCGGGAAGCGCUUCACGCGCUCGGACGAGCUGCAGCGGCACCUGCGGACUCACACGGGCGAGAAGCGCUUCGCCUGCCCCGUGUGCAACAAGCGCUUCAUGCGCAGCGACCACCUGAGCAAACACAUUAAAACGCACAACGGGGGCGGCGGGGGCAAAAAGGGCAGCGACAGCGACACGGACGCCAGCAACCUGGAGACCCCCCGCUCUGAGUCCCCCGACCUCAUCCUGCACGAGGGGGUGACCGCUGCCCGGGGAGGCGGCGGCAAGGAAUCCACCGCGGGGCCAAACGACUCGUAGGGAGCCCGGACGGAACAGCCGCCCUCUUCCCCUGCAAAGCCCAGGCCGGGGAGAGGCGAAGGAGCCGCCCCCCCACACUGCGCUCAGACUGCAGGAGCGACUGGACUAAAGCGCAGGGUCCAGGGCCAAGCCCCAGAGACACAGCCCAACCCCUCAGCCCCGCAGGACACUGACACUGACCCAGCUUCCUGAUGCAGAGCAAUAGCGAGACCCAAGCCCGCACAGACUGAGCAGUGGAAACCAACGGGACCUAAAACCGCCCUUGGUGUGGAUUACUAGUCUCUAGCUACAGAAGGUCCUGCCUGACGAAAUCUAGUUACAGUGACGCUUUUUUUAUUUAAAAAAAAAACCAUCCUAAAAAAGGCUUAAGGUGAGACAUUAAAGUGGAAGUCUGAGACAGUUCCUCUGUAGUCCAUAAACAUCUGUAUAAAUAGGGUUCAAAAAAGAUUGUGUUCUUAUUUUUCUUGUAAGCGUUGAUUCUCAUAGGGGGUUUAUUUUUGUCUCUCUUUUGUCCUUUUUGGUGAAUUCCUGAAAUUCAGGAAGUUUUUUUUUUAAAUUUCUGAUGCACUUUGUGGAAGUCGGUAUAUAUGUAAAAGCUAUUUAAAAUGUUGAGUUAACAUUUCACUCAAACACACGUAAGUUAAGGUCAUUUAAAGAAAUUAAAUG
Mauremys mutica (yellowpond turtle) is the source of this 2662-nucleotide messenger RNA. RefSeq names its product Sp9 transcription factor (gene SP9). The transcript has 4 exons. The record is from RefSeq and is a predicted model, not a curated record. Gene Ontology annotation, biological process: regulation of transcription by RNA polymerase II. NCBI's taxonomy places the organism in Eukaryota, Metazoa, Chordata, Testudines, Geoemydidae. The coding region runs from base 677 to 1996 and encodes 439 amino acids. Gene Ontology annotation, molecular function: RNA polymerase II cis-regulatory region sequence-specific DNA binding; DNA-binding transcription factor activity, RNA polymerase II-specific.